AUGCACGGCAUGGAGUCAAUUGACCAGAACCUCAUGGCCAGCACCCCAACCUCAUUCGACUGGUCUGUCGGGGGUGGCAGCAGCACCGGAUCCCACCUGAACCUCGACACCAGCAUCCCCGCGACAUUCACCGCCGACGACCUGGACCUGGGCGCCUUCUCCGCGCGCAGCGGCAGCAUGCCCUCAAUCGCCAUAGACGAAUGUGAGCCUUUCCCCAACUUUUCCUCGCCGUCUUCACCAGUACCUUCAUUAUGGUUAGGUACCACGCGUGCCUCGUCUCCCGACUCCAUGCCCUCGGGGCCGCCACCACCACCCUCGGCCAGCAGCCUCUCCAACUACACCACCCCCUCCUCCUACUCCUCUUCCGGCAAACUCCCAACAACAACCUCCCCCUUACCCUCGGGAGAAAUGCACAUAGCCCCUUCUUGGGAAUUCAUGGCACACCCGCAUCUACCCCCUUCCCAACUCCACCCCCCAACCAACAAUGCUCCCCUGUCCCGCCCAGCCCACUCCCGCAAAACAUCCACAUCCUCCCUCUCGGCCGGAAGCACCGACCAAACCAUGUCUCCCAUCCCUGAAAUCGACGACGACCUCCUUCCCCUCGCCCCGGUCCCGCGUCUCCCCCGCCAAGGCAUCUUCGCCGCCCGCCGCGCCGAAUCCCCCGGCCCAGCAUCCUCGCGCUCAAGCUACACAGACCGCAGCCGCGCCCUCGCUACCACGCCCCUCCCUUCGCGCUUCGAAGCCGAAACCCUCACCAACGAAUUCAUCCGCCACCUUGAGUCGCUAGACUACAAGGCCUACUCCCUCUCCCCUUUACUCUUUGCGAGAUUCUGCGAAGCCGUCUAUCCCAAUGCUCAACCGUCGUCGGCUGUAGAGCUCUCGGUUAGCAUGGCCAUGGCGAGGUUCCAUGUCUUUCUCGCUAUGGCGAUUGCCAUGAAGGUGAGGAUUAGGGACGCGCCUGAGCAGACGAAUGCGCUGCUCGAGACGUGCUAUGAACUCGCCAUGCAGCAGACGGGGUCUUCGACUUUUUGGCAAGAGGCCGGUGCCAUGGAGGCGGCGCAAUUGCUUGCGCUUUUUGCGGCGUUGAGGAAGGCUGGGGGAGGAGAGGAGGGCGGGUUGAGACAUUCCUUUUCGUGGUAA
Messenger RNA from Bipolaris victoriae FI3, 1140 nucleotides. RefSeq lists its product as hypothetical. Bases 1 to 1140 code for a protein of 379 amino acids. Lineage: Eukaryota; Fungi; Ascomycota; Dothideomycetes; Pleosporales; Pleosporaceae. The record is from RefSeq and is a predicted model, not a curated record. The transcript has a single exon.